UUGUGUGUGUGUCAGUGUUCUUGUGAAUUAGAAAUUAUACAUUUUUCGUGAAUUUGUUUGUUCGUUUUGUGUAUUUGUAAAUAAGUUUAAAGUAAUUUUGUGCAAUAAUCCCCCUGCCCCGAGGCAGAUGCUUGUGUAGAAACCGAGACACUACCCCCAAACCUCGUCCGUGGCAAACUUCAUUCAUCGAUUGAGCCAAAAUUCGACCCAAAUCGAGCUCAGCCCAAUAAAGGUGCUACUUUUCGCAGUAUUGCUUGCAAUUGCUUGGCAAGAGGACGUGUGUUAGUGGGUCGAAUAGUUCCAGUCCGGAUAUGAGCGAAGCGCCAGAGAGCAGCAAAAAACGUCAAAAGACGUGCCUUCAAGUGGCGACGAAUGUGACCGAACAGAAGCACCAUGUCACCCGGGAGACGCGCGGCAAGAAUCUGGGCCUGUGCCGGGGAUUCCGAGGAUGCACAGUUUGGCUAACGGGACUUAGUGGUGCUGGCAAGACCUCUAUUGCCUUUGAACUGGAAGCCUAUCUGGUGUCCAGGGGCAUCCCCGCCUACGGCCUGGAUGGAGACAACAUCCGGACUGGGCUGAACAAGAACCUCGGCUUCACGCCCGCCGACCGGGAGGAGAACAUCCGGCGGGUGGGCGAGGUGGCUAAGCUAUUUGCCGACAGCGGUGUGGUAGCCAUCUGCAGCUUCGUGUCCCCCUUCGCCGAUGACCGCGAGAUGGCCCGCAAAAUCCACAAGGAUGCGGGACUUAAGUUCUACGAGAUUUUCGUGGACACCCCCCUGGACGUGUGCGAGACGCGGGACGUGAAGGGUCUGUACAAAAAGGCGCGCGAGGGUGUCAUCAAGGGCUUCACCGGCAUCACCCAGGAGUACGAGCGUCCUCAGAAGCCGGAGCUGGUGGUCAACACCCAUGGCUACACGGUGCGCGAGUCCACUCAGGAGCUGGUUACCCUGCUGGAGCAGGAAGGCAUCAUUCCACGUUCGCUGCGCGACGUCGAUCUGCUGCCGGAAUUGUAUCCCAGCGAGGCUAUUGCCACGGAGGCGCUGCGUCAUGAGGCAGAGUCGCUGCAGAGUCUGGAGAUCAGCACCGUGGAGCUGCAGUGGGUGCAGGUCCUGGCCGAGGGAUGGGCCUAUCCUCUGCGCGGAUUCAUGCGCGAGGAUGAGUACCUUCAGACGCUGCACUUCAACACCCUGCAGAGUGGCAUGGACGGAUCCUAUCGCGAAAACCACUCGGUGCCCAUCGUGCUCAGUGCCAGUGAGGCGGACAAGGAACGGUUGAACGAUUGCUCUUCGCUCACCCUCAAGUACCAGGGCAAGGCGGUGGCUAUUCUUCGCCGGCCCGAGUUCUACUACCAGCGCAAGGAGGAGCGCCUGGCACGGCAGUUCGGCACCAGCAACCCAGAGCAUCCGUACAGCAAACAGGUGUACGAAUCCGGCGAGUAUCUGGUCGGCGGCGACUUGGCCGUCAUCGAGCGCAUCCGCUGGGACGAUGGACUGGAUCAGUACCGACUGACGCCCAAUGAGUUGCGGAAGCGGUUCAAGGAACUGAACGCCGACGCCAUCUUCGCCUUCCAGCUGCGUAACCCCAUUCAUAACGGACACGCUCUGCUCAUGCAGGACACUCGGCGCCAACUCCUGGAACGAGGCUUCAAGCAGCCGGUUCUCCUGCUUCAUCCUCUGGGCGGCUGGACUAAGGACGACGAUGUUCCGCUCGACGUGCGUAUGCGCCAGCAUCAGGCGGUCCUCGAUGCCGGUGUCCUUAGGCGGGAAGACACUGUUCUGGCCAUCUUCCCCUCGCCAAUGAUGUACGCCGGACCCACAGAGGUGCAGUGGCAUGCCAAAGCUCGCAUGAACGCCGGCGCCAAUUUCUAUAUUGUGGGCCGUGACCCGGCGGGCAUGCCUCAUCCCGACAAGCAGGCCUAUCCAGACGGUAACCUCUACGAUGCAACGCACGGAGCUCGGGUGCUGAAGAUGGCCCAAGGCUUGGAUAGCAUGGAGAUCCUGCCGUUCCGGGUAGCUGCCUACGACAAAAGCGCCAGCAAGAUGGCCUUCUUCGAGCCGAAGCGCAAGGACGAGUUCGAGUUCAUCUCGGGGACCAAGAUGCGCACCCUGGCCAAAACUGGCGCCAGUCCGCCAGACGGUUUCAUGGAGCCAGAGGCAUGGAGCAUCCUGGCCACCUACUACCAGAACCUGCCGCAGGCGUAACCCGCCGGCCACGCCGUCAAUCAUCCACGUGCAAUUCCUCCUAGUUAUAGCUUGUGGGCCUAUCAUAUACCCAUGUGAUUACCGCCAGGCACCGCUACAUGUUCUGUCCCUCGUGUCGCAAUGUUUUCGUGUACUUCGUUUCCCCCAAUCCGAGCCUGUUUCCCUGUGUGUAUGUGUGUGCUUUAAACUCCUAGCCCUUCUCCAGCUAUCGAAGUGUUCGUAUCGUACAAUCUACUUGUAUUUAUAAUUAAGUUUUUGACAAACCCCUCUGUUUAUCUUAAGCUAAAGAUCGUCCAGUCGUUUCAAGGACAGUUUUUAAAAAAUAUACAAAUUAAUAUAA
Molecule: messenger RNA, 2541 nt
Organism: Drosophila bipectinata
Lineage: Eukaryota; Metazoa; Arthropoda; Insecta; Diptera; Drosophilidae
Gene: Papss
Product: PAPS synthetase
Biological process (GO): 3'-phosphoadenosine 5'-phosphosulfate biosynthetic process; sulfate assimilation
Molecular function (GO): adenylylsulfate kinase activity; sulfate adenylyltransferase (ATP) activity; ATP binding
Source: RefSeq, a predicted model, not a curated record